This is a messenger RNA of Ascochyta rabiei, 1080 nucleotides long. RefSeq lists its product as uncharacterized. Gene Ontology annotation, biological process: retrograde vesicle-mediated transport, Golgi to endoplasmic reticulum. The transcript has 3 exons. The record is from RefSeq and is a predicted model, not a curated record. Gene Ontology annotation, cellular component: SNARE complex; endoplasmic reticulum. NCBI's taxonomy places the organism in Eukaryota, Fungi, Ascomycota, Dothideomycetes, Pleosporales, Didymellaceae. Bases 1 to 1080 code for a protein of 359 amino acids.
AUGAACAUCACUCCCGUCUUUAACCAGGUGCUGGCGGCGCACAACGCGCAGCCUGUCGAGCCUUAUGUCUUCCGUGUGGAGAAUCUGGACGGGUUUCUGAAGGAAGCGUACCGAAUUCGAACACACAUCACAAAGCUUCACACGGACCUCAAGUCCAUACGGCAGAGCUAUCUCUCUACUGCAGCCCCGCCACGACGAAAGCAGUUUGCGCGCGUCCACAGUGCCUCCCCGUCCACAGACAAGGACUCCAAGUACCUGUCCGAUGCGCAACGCAACGAUGUCGAUGCUCAGGCGAAGCAGUCGCUGCGAGAACUGAACCAUGCCAUCAACGUCUUGCGAGAGGCUGAAGGGGUGCGGCAGACGACAGCAUCGCAAGUAGCGAUACGCAAGCGCGCAAAGCAAGGGCUGGGUGCAUUGGGACGAUGGGCAGCAGGAGGCGCGAUAACGGCAAAGAGCCCAGAAGAGGAGCUCGAAGAGGCAAAGGCAACCACCAUCAAAGCGCACAGGGAGAGCAUCGUUUGGACGCUGCAGAAUGCGCUGGAGCAGUGCGGUCAGUUCCAGAGCUCGAUGAUGGAGAUACGGCUCAUGAGGGAGGUCGAGAAGAGCAAGAGCGCGCUCCACAAGACGAGAGCCACUAUGCCAUCGAACGACCACAGCAACAUGAAUGGUGGGAGCAGUGCAGACGGAGCCUCGAAGGACUACCGUGGGAAGACAUGGCACGUUCAGGAUGAGUCAAGUGCGGCGAUCGAGCAGCAGCUGGACCCGGAGCAACUCCAGCUGUUUGCGCAAGAGAAUCAAGACAUGCUCAAGCAGUACGAAGACCAGCUUGACAAAGUUCGAGCUGCCGAGAAGUCUCUCGUGGAGGUGUCAGAGCUGCAGUCGACACUUGCCAGCAACCUCGAGAUACAGUCGGCACACAUUGAACAGCUGGUGGAGGACUCGUUCAACACCACGGAAAACGUCGGGAGCGGAAACAAGGAGCUCAAGCGGGCAACGGAGAGAAGGAGUACAGCACAAUUGGUCUUCUACGGCACCUCUGCCUUCUGCACGAUGCUUGUGCUGUGGGACCUGUUCCUAUGA